Molecule: messenger RNA, 939 nt
Organism: Chaetura pelagica (chimney swift)
Lineage: Eukaryota; Metazoa; Chordata; Aves; Apodiformes; Apodidae
Product: transmembrane protein 121-like
Exons: 1
Coding region: 1-939 (312 amino acids)
Source: RefSeq, a predicted model, not a curated record
AUGGUUCCCCCACCACCUGUCAGCAAGCCCCACGUGUGCAUCUCCACUGUGCUCAUCAUGACCAGCCUUGUCCUCAUGGAUGCCUACCUGGUGGAGCAGAGCCAGGGAUCCAGGAAGCUGGGCAUCUCCAUCAUGGUGGCAGUGGGUGACAUGUGCUUCCUGCUGGUGCUGCGCUACAUGGCCAUGUGGGUCGGGGCAGAGGUGAAGACAGCUAAGCGGGGCUAUGCCAUGAUCCUCUGGUUCCUCUAUGUCUUUGUUCUGGAGAUCAAAGUCUACUUUGUGUACCAGAACUACAAAGCUGACCGAAAAAGCCUGGAUCUGAUCGCCCGCAAAGCGCUGACCUUGCUGCUGUCCAUCUGCAUCCCAGCCCUCUACGUGUUGUUGGUGGCCACGGAGCACAUGGAGUAUGUCAGGACAUUCAAGAAGAAAGAAGAUCUCCGCAACCGCCUCUUCUGGGUCAUCGUGGACAUGCUGGAUGUGCUGGACAUCCAGGCCAACCUGUGGGAGCCCCAGAAGAAGGGGCUGCCGCUUUGGGCUGAGGGCAUCAUGUUCUUCUACUGCUAUAUCUUGCUCCUGGUCCUCCCUUGCGUGUCCCUCUGUGAGAUCAGCAUGCAAGGGAUCAGCAUCAUGCCGCACCGCAUGAUGCUGUACCCCAUGCUGAGCAUGUUAACUGUCAACAUCACCACCAUCUUCAUUCGAGGCAGCAACAUGGUCUUCUUCAGGGAUGCCCGGGUCUCCAGCAUCUUCAUGGGCAAGAACAUGUUGGCCAUUGGGCUGAAGGUCUGUAUGUUUGUGCAGUACCAGCGGCACCAGAACCACACAUCCCUGGGGCUGGACCUGGCCCUGCAGCACAGCACCCAGGCCCAGCCCUCCUCAGGACUGCACAAGUCCCGGAACCAGCCUGCCUGUCCUGAGAAGCUGGCCCAGGACAACACAUGA